GCCUCAGUGCUGCGUCAUUCACAAUAUUCUUUAUGUCCAUAAUCGUUGAGUGGCACUCAAUUAUUUUCUCCAGCAUUGGUGCAAUAUUUGGUAUUGUGUUAGGAAUUGAGGUUAUCGAUCCGUUGAUGACAGCAGCGCAGAAAAAAAUGGCAUUUGUUUCGGUCUUUUUCUCAUUCGCGCUCACGCUAUUUAUCCUGAAUAUGGAGAAAAAGCGGAAAACAUUUGACCAAAUACAGCACUUCACAGCGCUCAAAGCAGUUAUUCUGAUCGUGAAUGGGUUCUUUGGAGGUAUUAAAUGCUCGCCCAUACUCAUCUACAGUUGGCACAGUCCAUUAACAGGUAUAUUCACUGGUGUCGCCGGUUCCGGGGUGGACAUAUGUUCGUUUUCAAUGCUUACACUGCUAUUUCGGAUCAACGAAAAGGUCGCUACGCCAACGUCAGUCGUUUUGAUGGCUGCUAACAGUAUCGUAGGGUUUUUUUGGAGAGAAAAAAUGCAGCAAAACAUCUCGCAGGUACAUUUUUCUCAUUUAUUCACUCGAUUUCUGAAAAACUCGUUCCGAUUCAUAAUUUCCUCAAUAAGAAUCCCGUGAGU
Gongylonema pulchrum is the source of this 592-nucleotide messenger RNA. NCBI's taxonomy places the organism in Eukaryota, Metazoa, Nematoda, Chromadorea, Rhabditida, Gongylonematidae. The record is from the annotation of a GenBank genome assembly.